Messenger RNA from Xenopus tropicalis (tropical clawed frog), 1501 nucleotides. RefSeq names its product alpha-1-antitrypsin. The transcript has 5 exons. Bases 241 to 1479 code for a protein of 412 amino acids. Gene Ontology annotation, molecular function: serine-type endopeptidase inhibitor activity. NCBI's taxonomy places the organism in Eukaryota, Metazoa, Chordata, Amphibia, Anura, Pipidae. The record is from RefSeq and is a predicted model, not a curated record. Gene Ontology annotation, cellular component: extracellular region.
GCACAUGGGGUUACCGGGGCCAUCAGUACGAGUUGGAUUAGAAGGUUUCAAAAUUCUCUCUCCUUAUUUAUUUAGCACUUACAUUUGGCUUCCCAAUAAAUUUUGCUUUAGAUUUACAUAAAAAAUUAUUGUGAAACAACCGGGAACAAGGUAUAAAGAACCACCACCUCCACUUUAAAGAAAAAGCACUUUUGCUGAAGAGGAUAUUUACCCUUGACGGUUUAAUCUUCAAAAGAAGAUAUGAAAACUCUAUUUCUGUUUGUGAUAUUGUUGCCUGUGAUGUUCGCUACAGAACACAGCCUCUUUAACAAAACAAAUCUCAAGAUGAAGGAGGAACACCAUGAACACAAAAUCAGAGAGGCACAAGAAACAAUAAUACAAGCAAACAGGCAUUUUGCUAUAAAUAUGUUUAAACAUAUUGCUUCUGAAUCCCCAAAAAACAUUGUUUUUUCUCCUGUUUCUAUUUAUGCAGCCUUUGCCAUGUUAUCUAUUGGUGCUAGAUCUAAAACAGAGAGAGGAAUUCUAGAAAGUCUGAGUUUCAACCAAACCCAUUACCCAGACCAAAUUCAUCCAGGCUUUAAAGAUUUUCUCUUAGCAUUAAAUAAGCCAAAACCCAAUCUACAGGUCAGCACUGGCAAUGUCCUUUUUGUUAAAGAUAAGCUUGAAAUACUAAAAAGCUUUUUGCAGAAAGUGAAACAUCACUACCAGGCAGAGAUUUUUACCUCUAACUUCAAAAACCCUAAAGAAGCCAAGGAACAAAUCAAUGACUAUGUAAAGAACAAAACCAAUGGGAAGAUAGAGGAGCUGGUGCAAGACCUUGAUAUUGAAACUCAGCUUCUUGUCAUCAACUACAUUUUGUUUGAAGGAAAAUGGGAAUCACCUUUCAGUCCUGAAUCAACACAUCAAAGUAAGUUCUCUAUUGAUAAUGCUACAACUGUGGAGGUUCCAAUGAUGUCCCGCACAGGCAUCUAUAACAUUUAUGAGGACAAUAAGAUUCCAUGCAUUGUUUUUCAACUGCCAUACAAGGAUAAUGCUACCAUGUUGCUCAUUGUACCAAAACUGGGAAAAUUACAAGAAGUUGAAGAGGCAUUGUCUGACGAAACAAUAACAAGAUGGGAAAGUUCAGGGGCUAAAAGACGGAUAGAGAUUAAUAUGCCGAAGUUCUCAACCAGCUCUUCUCUUAAACUGAAAAAGAUUCUCAGUGAUAUGGGAAUGAGCAUUAUAUUCACAGAUGAGGCAGAUUUCUCUGGAAUUACAGAAGAUGUCAAUCUCAAAGUGUCAAAAGUUAUCCAUAAAGCUAUUCUGAAUGUUAACGAGGAAGGAACAGAAGCGGCUGCAGCCACAGCCACAAUUGAAACUGUGCCUAUCAUGUUAUAUCCCUCCUACAGUGUUGACAGGCCAUUCCUGGCGUUACUCUACUGCAAAGACACAAAGACAAUACUCUUUAUGUCCAGAGUUGUCAACCCACUAGAGAAAUAAAUAUACAAUUUCAGCAAUGAGA